Molecule: messenger RNA, 1452 nt
Organism: Diaporthe citri
Lineage: Eukaryota; Fungi; Ascomycota; Sordariomycetes; Diaporthales; Diaporthaceae
Exons: 3
Coding region: 1-1452 (483 amino acids)
Biological process (GO): signal transduction
Cellular component (GO): nucleus; cytoplasm; nucleotide-activated protein kinase complex
Molecular function (GO): protein kinase binding
Source: RefSeq, a predicted model, not a curated record
AUGGGGAACAACCCCUCCACAUCCAAGCAGGGGACCCCCACUCCGUCCGCUUCUGGCCACGCCCAAGGUCACGAUUCCCCCAGGCGCCACCAGCACCAGCACUCGCUGUCGCAGUCACAGGCGUCCAGGGACCGCGACCAUCACCAAAGGGGCGGCAGCACGGCAAGGCCACCCAUCUCCGUCCGCAACCACCGCGAGGCCGUGCCCGCACAAGCCUCGCUAGCACAGGCCCAUGGCUCUACCGACAUCAAAAACUCCCAGGCCCUCCCCAUCACCUCCCUAGCAGCAUCGCCAGCCGGUUCCACAAAGUCCGGUACCAACGCUGGCGCCGCCUCCUCGACGAGGCCCUCAGAAUCCAAGCCAUUGCCCGUCCCAGCCUCAAAGGACAAGCCAGCUCCCGACGCGGAGCCGACCAGACCCGUCGACGUGCCCAACACAACCAGGGAGCCAGAGCCGACCUCACCCGUCUCCCCCCUCGACGCAAGCGAAGCCGGCAUCCACGCUCAGGGCAGCAUUUCCGACAUGUCUUUUAUCGGGAGGCCGCCGCGCAUGCCCCUGCCCAUCGAGGAGGAGGUGCAUACCCCUGGCUCGCCCAUUACCGCGCCAGCAGAUGUCGGGGAACCCGUCGAGUCGCUUGACCUGUCUGGAGGAGACGGUGACAUUGCAAGGAAGUCCUCCAACCUGAGCACCACAACCGUCGACGAGGACGACGCCGAGGAGCUGCGAGUGGACAAGACAAGGCCGACUGUGCCCACGCGGCUGGAAUGGCUUCGGGGAGGUGAAAGGGUCUACGUGACCGGUACCAUUUUUCAAUGGAACCGCAAGCAACGGCUCCAUCCUGUCGAGGGCUGUCCGGGAGUCUUUGCCACCACGAUCAACAUCCUGCCCGGCACGCAUCAUAUCCGCUUUCUGGUGGACAAUAAUAUGCAGACAUCGCCAGACCUGCCAACCACUGUCGAUUUUGGCAACAACCUGGUCAACUACAUCGAGGUCAGCCCCGACGAUGUACCCGCGACUGCACAGGAUGCGGCCCGUACGCCACAAGAGAGGGACGACAAGCAGCUCGCCGAGCUUGAAGAGCAGGAGAAGACCCGUCAGCGGAAGGACAAGCAGGUCCUUCCUGUCGAGGCCUUCUCGCGCGUUUAUCCACAAUACUUGCUCGACUACGACAAUGAGCCCGAGGACUCGCCCAUCUCCCAAGCCGCAGCUGCGGCCAUCGAGAAGCUUCCCACCCCACCAAGCCUGCCCGGCUUCCUCUCGAAACCAAUCCUGAAUGCUGCCACCCUGCUAAAGGACGACAACAGCGUCCUCAACAUGCCGAACCACACCACCUUGAACCACCUGGCCACGAGUAGUAUCAAGAACGGGACCUUGGCGGUGUCGGCGACCACGAGAUACAGAGACAAGUACGUGACCACCAUCAUGUAUAAGCCGGUUCCCGGACACGACUAG